Molecule: messenger RNA, 510 nt
Organism: Colletotrichum acutatum
Lineage: Eukaryota; Fungi; Ascomycota; Sordariomycetes; Glomerellales; Glomerellaceae
Exons: 1
Coding region: 47-379 (110 amino acids)
Source: RefSeq, a predicted model, not a curated record
GUACUCGGUCAGUUCCAAGUUCCAACCAACACCGAACCAACGCCUCAUGCAGUUUUCGCACUGUUCUUUCUUCGCACUUUCUCCGAUCUUUCUACAGUGCGUGAUCGCUCCCAAAAUGGAAGCUUCAUUUCGCCUGCUCUGCUUUCUUCUGCUCCCGUCUACGGAUACUCCUCCACUCUCUGUCUCUCUCUCUCUCUCCCACACUAACGGAAAUACCACAUAUCCCAACCCAACCCAACAUUACCUAGUUCAUCAACUCAACCCGGUCAGUGGUUUCUCCUCCCUUGCCAGCCACGGCCCAGGAAACGCCAUGUGCCCCCCGAUCAAGCCAUCGGGCUCUUUCGGACACUGUUGCUGGCCACGUUUAUGGCUGGCUUAGCUUCCUCGGGCCCUGACGGCGGGCAUGCCCUCCCUCUCUGCAUCUCAUCUGCGCAAGGUCAAGGUUCCUUCUUUUCGAAAGCAUUGUGCUUCGGGCUUGCACUCGCCUCGCCUUCGCUGUCUUUCGCUACA